AUCUACCCGACAAAAUCAACUAUGGUUUCACUUCGCUUCCCAUUCUUGUUUUCUCAGCCCAAACGCCCCUGCACUAUUUCCAAUGCCACCACCUCCCGCUCCUUCUCCGCCGCCACUGUCGUGGCUUGCUCCUUUGCUGCCGGAGCUGCUGCUUUUUCCGGCAUAGCUGCUGCUCAGAAAAUUACUAACCCAAAACGCUCAUUUCUCCAAAAUGCAUUGGAUUUUCUCCUACCUAAUCAUUCUUCAUUGCCCUGGGGAUCACUCUCUCUGGCUGACACGUCAUCUACUGUUGUGGAAUCGAAGACCGGUAUGUCAUUUCCUUCGGUCGUUUCCGAAUCGCAGAGACUUUUGGGAAUUGGGUUGAGAAGAAAGAGUGUUUUGGGAUUGAAGAAUAUUGAUGUCUAUGCAUUUGGUGUUUAUGCUGACAAUGAUGAAGUGAAGAAAGUCCUGGGUCAGAAAUAUGGAAAACUAUCCAUUUCUGAACUUAAGGAAAACGAAGGGUUCAAAGAGGAUCUCAUGGAAGGUGAUAUUUGCAUGACUGUUCGACUGCAGAUAGUAUAUAGUAAACUAAGCAUUCGCUCUGUACGAAGUGCUUUUGAAGAAUCUGUGGGAAGCAGACUGCAAAAGUUCGGUGGGCCAGAUAACAAGGAAUUGCUUCGGAGGUUUGCUUCACAGUUUAAGGAUGAAUAUAAAAUACCAAAGGGUUCUGUGAUAGAGCUCUCAAAGGAUCGUGGCCAUGUGCUUCGAACAAGAAUUGAUGGGAAGGAGGUGGGAAGCAUCCAAAGCAAACUCCUUUGUCGAUCAAUUUUAGACCUAUAUAUGGGUGAGGACCCAUUUGAUAGACAGGCCAAAGAAGAGAUUGAGAGUAAAUUGGCAUCUUUCCUUCAACAGUGAGUGAUCAUCGUACAACGUAUUCAGAUGACAUCUGGAAUCUCUACUUUGUUAUAUAUUUUGUGGAACUAUUAUGUCAUCCUUCCCAAACAGAGAUCAAAUCUCAAAAGAUAUUGAAUUGCAUAAGAGAAAUAUGCACAACCCAAUACAAAUAGUUAA
Manihot esculenta (cassava) is the source of this 1050-nucleotide messenger RNA. RefSeq names its product fatty-acid-binding protein 1. The coding region runs from base 22 to 894 and encodes 290 amino acids. Gene Ontology annotation, molecular function: intramolecular lyase activity. The record is from RefSeq and is a predicted model, not a curated record. The transcript is spliced from 4 exons. Lineage: Eukaryota; Viridiplantae; Streptophyta; Magnoliopsida; Malpighiales; Euphorbiaceae.